This is a messenger RNA of Anas platyrhynchos (mallard), 4220 nucleotides long. It is a transcript of the gene FEM1A, whose product is annotated as fem-1 homolog A. NCBI's taxonomy places the organism in Eukaryota, Metazoa, Chordata, Aves, Anseriformes, Anatidae. Gene Ontology annotation, molecular function: protein binding. The record is from RefSeq and is a predicted model, not a curated record.
UUUGUUUCGCGUUCCAACCUAAGAUGGCGGCCGGGCGAAGAGACUGAAGGUUGCUGCGGCGGGACGGGGGGCGGCCGGCGGGAUGGCUCCGGCCCCGUAGCGGCUCCUUGUCCCCAGGGGGCCGCCCUCGCCCAGCGCCUGCCCCGGGCCGAGUUGGGGGCGCGGAGGAGCCGGUCCAUGGCCAGGAGGUGGCCGGUGCGGUCGCCGCUGCGGUCGCCGCGGCCCCCGUCGCCAUGGACCUGCGCACGGCCGUGUACAACGCGGCCCGCGAUGGGAAGCUGAAGCUGCUGCAGAAGCUGCUGGGCAGCCGGAGCCGGGAGGAGCUGGAGGCGCUGACGGCGGGACCCGGAGGUGGAGACGGCCCCGGGGGUGGCAGCACCCCGCUGCUGAUCGCCGCCCGCCACGGGCACCUGGAGGUGGUGGAGUACCUGCUGGAUCACUGCGGGGCCCGCGUGGAGGAGGGCGGCUCCGUCAACUUCGACGGGGAGACCAUCGAGGGGGCCCCGCCGCUAUGGGCGGCUUCCGCGGCCGGGCACCUGGGGGUGGUGCGCAGCCUCCUGGAUCACGGCGCCUCGGUGAACCAGACCACGCUGACCAACUCCACGCCGCUGCGGGCCGCUUGCUUUGAUGGGCACCUGGAGAUCGUGCGUUACUUGGUCGGGGAGCGUGGGGCUGACCUGGAAGUGGCUAACCGGCAUGGACACACGUGUUUGAUGAUUUCUUGCUAUAAAGGGCACCGGGAGAUUGCACGGUACUUGCUGGAGAAAGGGGCUGAUGUCAACCGCCGGAGCGUGAAGGGGAACACGGCCCUGCACGACUGCGCUGAGUCUGGCAGCCUGGAGAUCCUGCAGCUGCUGCUCCGCUCCAAAGCUCGCAUGGAGAAAGAUGGUUACGGCAUGACUCCGCUGCUAGCGGCCAGCGUCACCGGUCACACCAACAUUGUGGAGUACCUCAUCCAGGGAGGGCUGCAGCAGGAGGAAGAGGAGGUGGCCGGGAACCAAAACGGGACCUGUGCGUCAGGUGGGAGCCAUCAGAGGUGCGGCAGUGCCGGUCGGGAAACUCCUCAGGGCUGCGAAGAAGAGGGGCGUGAGAGAUGCUGCGCCUCAGCUUCCAGUCAGGAUGAGCAGCAGGUUCCUAACGUGUUCUGCACUCGAGAGGCUGCUGUGGAAGCGCUGGAGUUGCUGGGUGCCACGUUUGUGGAUAAGAAACGAGACCUUUUGGGAGCCCACAAGUACUGGCGAAGGGCGAUGGAGCUGCGCUAUGAGGGCGGGCAGUACCUGCCUAAACCCGAGCCCCGGCAGCUGGUGUUGGCGUACGACUAUUCGCGGGAAGUGAGCUCGCUGGAGGAACUGGAAGCCCUGAUCACUGACCCAGAUGAGAUGCGCAUGCAGGCGCUGCUGAUCAGAGAGCGCAUCCUGGGCCCUUCGCACCCAGACACUUCCUACUACAUCCGUUACCGAGGGGCAGUCUAUGCUGACUCGGGCAAUUUCGAGCGCUGCAUUAACCUGUGGAAGUACGCUCUGGACAUGCAGCAAGGCAACCUGGAGCCUCUCAGCCCGAUGACUGCCAGUAGUUUCCUUUCCUUUGCUGAGCUUUUCUCUUACGUGCUUCAGGACCGCUCCAAAGGCACUUUAGCGACCCACUUGGGCUUUUCUGAUCUCAUGGGAGUACUGAGCAAAGGCGUCCGGGAGGUGGAGAGGGCGCUGGUGCACGGCAAGGACCCCGUAGUCGACUCGGCACAGUUCACCAAGACGCUGGCCAUCAUCCUCCACCUGGUUUUCCUGCUGGAGAAGGUGGAGUGCACCCCAGAGCAGGAACACCAGAAGCGCCAGACCAUCUACCGCCUGCUGAAGUGCAGCCCCCGGGCCAAGAACGGCUUCACGCCGUUGCAUAUGGCUGUGGACAAAGAUACCACGACGGUGGGACGUUACCCAGUGGGCAAAUUCCCCUCGCUGCACGUCGUGAACUUGCUUCUGGAGUGCGGGGCUGACCCGGACAGCCGUGACUAUGACAACAACACCCCGCUGCACGUCGCUGCCCGCAACAACUGCCCGCUGAUCAUGAGUGCCCUGAUGGAGGCUGGAGCCCACAUGGACGCCACCAAUGCCUUCAAGCAGACUGCUUACGAGCUGCUGGAUGAGAAGCUGCUCACCAAGAGCAUGAUGCAGCCCUUCAACUACAUCACCCUCCAGUGCCUUGCUGCUCGCGCCCUGGACAAGCACAAGAUUCCCUACAAGGGUUUCAUCCCCGAGGAACUGGAAGCCUUCAUUGAACUGCACUAGGCUGGGCGAGCUGAAGCCCCCAGCCUUUCCCCUCACCUGUUUCACCCCGAAGAGGUCGAGCAGCCUGAGAUCUCGGGCCAUCCUUGUCAGGAUGCUGAAGGCUGGCGCCGCGCUGAGAGGGGCUGCGAGCUUCGUCCUCGGCUGUCACCAUCAGGCUGGCGUGUGCAGGGGUAGGGGAGGAGCAGGCUCGAGCUCGUGGCUGUCCCUCAGUGUUGGCAUCUUCAGGUACUAGAUACCUCCAGUGCACUGCAUCCAGAGGAGGCUGCAGCCCCUGCCCUUUCCCCUACCGACCGUCUUGCCCUGAGAAGGAAGGAAAAUGGAGAUCCCUGGGACCUGCUGCCUCUGCCGUUAGUGCUGGAUUAACACAGCGUUAAGCUUUGGAGCAGCUACACAUCACAUACGUGCUCUAGCCCCUCCCAUCCCAAAUACUGAGUAGAUAGGAAUGCCGGUGAGGAAUAAAAUCCCUCCCAACUAAUUCUUUCCCCACUCCCUUCUCAGAUUUGGUGCAGUAAAAGUCUAACGGCCGCGUGGCUCGUUCCCUGCUGAGGUAGUUGCCUUGCAUGACACUAGGGCUGGGUAUGCUGAGGGCUUUUUUUUCCCCCUCUUGGUUGGCCAUGUAGUAAGUGGUGUUAAAGGCCUGAGAUGUCAACGAUUGUGCAUAAACCUGAGUUAUUUUUUCUCUUUUAGAGCCAGGCCCUAUCUAUGCUGCAAGACUACUUCCAUCCUGUAAGAUGUAGUAAGGUCAGUUCUGGUUAUACAGUCACAUCGCUAGAUAACUGGUUUCUACAAAUGGGGAGGAAAAACCAUGACCUUAGAAAACUGGUGUGGAGCUCAGGCCCUUGCCUUGCCCACCCUGCACGCGUUAACUCCCCCAGGUGGGGUCCUUCAGCCCCAGAGCCCAGCAGAUGCUCACGCUGAGCUGUGCAGAGUGGGUGUCACCAGGGUUCAGAGCCAAAGCCGUGCGCUUUGAACCGUCAGUGAGGGGGUGCUCGUGGGCACCCUGCUAGGACGGGAGGUACCUGUAGGGAGGGAGGUGCUGGGGGGGGGGUUAUUAAAGCAAGGGAGUGUGGGGUGUUUGCAUGAGGGUGGUCUGGAGGAGGAAGGAAGAAGGAAAUGCAAGUUACAGGGGCCUCCUGAGGUUGUUGGUGUCAGCCCAGGGGGCUCUGGCAGUUAUCCCAUUCUGAGACCUCUCCAUGGGGGGGUCUUAGCGUCUGGUUUUGGCUUCUGACUCGUUUUGUAACUUCACUGAGCGUGGUGCUACUUCAGGGGUUGAAUUUGGAAUCUCAUUUGGCUUCUGUUCAGACAAGCUCCCUUCUCUAAUUGGAAUCCACACACAACUUGGUUUUUCUCUUUAAAUUCGUAGUCUCAGCGUAGGUAUUUGCCUCCGUUAGCAGAACCCUUCUCGGUGGUAAACAGCAGUGGUAAACACGAGGCUGUUCCAGCAGUUUAUCUUGCAGGGGGAGGGACUGGGCUUUGGCACCCCGUGGCUCAUAUUUUGGCCCCGGGCAGGAUGGAAAGCACGGUGGAGGGUGAAACAGCUGCCUCAGAGCUUUGGGAAAGGGCAAGAUGGGGAGUGCAGAACCCUGAUCAACAACCAUGCACUAUACGCUUCUGAAGCUUCUCUACGUGUAUUUAUACGCCAGCGUAUCCAUAAGCCUCAAUAACCCAGUGCUCUCUGCCCUUACAGAUCCCGCAGAUCUGCCGUUACAUUUUGCAGUGUUAACUAUAACUUUUAUUUAUAAAGCGAGGAGGUUUAACUUUUACUGAGAUGUAAAGUGCAGACAUAGUUUAGCUGCAUUCUAUUUUUUUUUUCUCCCUCAUUUUGGCUGAAACGAUCUAAACUGCAGGAAUGGAAUUUGUUAAUUUGUGAGCUGAUGAGCGCUCUUAACUUUAAAUAAUAAUAAAAAAAAAUGGCUGCUAGAAUGCAAGUGCCUUGGA